AUGGAGAAACCCAGUCAAUCAUCCCCGGCCGCGCCCGAUCUCGAGGCCAGUCCAUCACCACAGUCGAACAAGGAGUCCACCCUCACGCGACGAUGGAACCAAACCCUGGACCCGACCAAUGCAGACUUGGUGUGUCUGUUGCUAUGCUUCUUGACGGGUCUCUGCGAUAGCAGCGCAUACAAUGCCUGGUCCUGCUUCUUGGGCAUGCAAACCGGAAACACCAUCUUCCUCGGCCUCGGCGCCUCCAACCAACCCGCCAGCAAACCAUGGGGCUGGCUCAAAUCCCUCGUCUCCAUCGUCUCCUUCUUCACCGGCGCCAUGAUCUUCUCUGUCGUCAUGCGCCGCGUAGGCGCCCUCCGCCGCGGCACCCUCUUCGUCUCCUUCCUCACCCAAACCAUCCUCAUCAUCAUCGCCGUGGCCCUGAUCCAAGCCGAUCUCAUCCCCCACACCUCGGCCGACCAGUCCCUCGAUGGAGGACCCCUCUUCCUGGAGCUGAUCCCAAUCGGUCUCCUGGCAUUCCAAUCCGCGGGCGGAAUGACCUGCAGUCGCUCGCUGGGGUAUAAUGAGAUCCCGACCGUGGUUUUGACCAGCGUUUAUUUCGAUAUUGCGUCCGAUCCCAAGAUUACGGAUAAGCCCACGACGAACGUCAAGCGCAAUCGUCGCAUUGGUGGUGUCGUGUUCUUGUUGAUUGGCGCUAUUGUCGGAGGCUGGUUGAGUCGCAGCAGUGGUGGCAUGCAAUCCGCCUUGUGGAUGGCGGCUGGUAUCAAGUUUGUGGCGGCGAUUGGCUGGCUCUUCUGGAAGGCUGCUGUUCCGAAAUAG
Messenger RNA from Penicillium subrubescens, 819 nucleotides. Its product is annotated as YoaK family protein. Lineage: Eukaryota; Fungi; Ascomycota; Eurotiomycetes; Eurotiales; Aspergillaceae. The coding region runs from base 1 to 819 and encodes 272 amino acids. The transcript has 2 exons. The record is from RefSeq and is a predicted model, not a curated record.